Messenger RNA from Manduca sexta (tobacco hornworm), 996 nucleotides. RefSeq names its product outer dynein arm protein 1-like. The record is from RefSeq and is a predicted model, not a curated record. Lineage: Eukaryota; Metazoa; Arthropoda; Insecta; Lepidoptera; Sphingidae.
GAGAACUGAACCAUUUAGCAAAAUUGGAGGAAUUUCUACGUGUGAAAGGCUCUCGAAGAAUCUGCGAGGCUGACGAGAAAGAGGAGAUAAAGAGAUUGGAGGAGAUACAGCGGUGCGAGCAUGAGAUACAAAGACACGAUGCCUUACUUGAAGAGAUCUUUAGCUAUGCCGGUCUAGAUCGCGCAGCCACGAUCAUAAACCGUUUCAACAUCACUGAGAUCGAGAACUUCUCUUGCUUCGUGCUGCUCUGUGAGGUGCUGCAAGAGUCUAUUAUUAUGCGGAGAGAUCUUGAGCUGUUGCGACAGAGAAUUCUGGACCAACGCGACAUAAACGAAGCCCGUGAAGAGAAGCAGGACAAGCGCCUAGCUCAGGUCACGCGCGGCCUGGAAGCGCAGCGAGCGCGCUGUGCGAACAAACUGGAGUUGAACACCACUGCUGAUGCGACCAUUGUCAAGGUUUUGAGGGGAAUCGACGAGUUGGUCAGACUGGCUCGGUGUGACUGCACUCCUUUACUUAGCCUACUGGGCAACCACAAGGAAGUGACCAAGUGGAACGUGCCCAAGUUCUUGCGCAUACUGGAGACUGAGGUCAAGAGCCUCAUAGAGGUCGCUUAUGGAGCCGUGAAGCCUCCAGCGCCAACGCCGAAAGCUCGUAAAGGGCCGGCAGCGCCUCCUGCUGCUAAACUAGUGGCGGACCCUUAUGUGGAAACACUGCGACCGAACAAGAUUGAAAAAUUGGUCCCGUACCAACCUUGCGCUUAUUGUGUUGAGGAUUACAUCAUGAACCGUUUUGAAACCCCUGCCAUACCCGCCGACAAAGAAUAUGUCGAAGGAAUUUUCCGUCUCGAAGAUAUCAAUACGAAGUUCGGAAUAUUCACUCUGACUAUACCAGCAAAACGACACCCAUACAGGGGUAAGAAGGACUAAUAAAUUUAUCUGACAUUUAUUGUGUAAUUUUAAAUUAUAAAAUUCGGUAAUAAAUUAUUGUUUUAUUAUA